AGAUGAGGACCGUAACCUCAGCCAGUGGGCAGGAGGAAGCUGUGGCCGUGAGGAGGAGUGAAUCAGCGGAUGCUCAGAUGAUCGACAGCCUCAUCAGCUCCCAAACUCUGCAGCUUUUUGGAAGAGUCAACAUAAUACAUCUUCUAGAGAAAGCAAAUCUGGCCGUGACUCUGGCCAAUGAAAAGGAGGAGAUCCUGGCCCACGCUUCCUUCUUCGACCACCCUGUCGGAGACUUGGUGGAUCAGACUCUCUGGGAACCUUUCCUGCAGAAACACUUGAGGGCUGAAAAAUGCACACCUUGGAACACUCUCUUCCUCCACCUUUUUGUGUCACAGCCGGAUUUCUCCGCAGCAAGCUUAAAGGAAAUAAUGAGGGCCGUCUUUAACGCGGUUGCAGAGCUUGAUUACAUCUGCCUGGUCAGCCCGAAUGUUGGUGUUUUAGAGGCGGCACUGGAGGACACGUUUGAGCCGCUGCAGCGCCUGACUGACCCGGGCCCCGAGUGCUUAGCCUUAAUCUGCCACAGACAAGAGCACAGUCCCAGGCUUCAGAUCCGCACAGCCAGGGUCGAAGAUCACGACGACAUCGUGCCGUUGUUUGCAGAACAGACGAAGCAGCUGUCUGCAGAGCGUCCGUACUGCCUGGCAGACCUCAUUGAGGCACAGAAUGAGAAAAAUCACACCGUUGUUUGUGAGAGUGGCAGAGUCACCGUCAGCUUCAUCAGCCUCACUUCGGACGUGGAUGUGAAGUGUUUGAACCACAACUUCGAUUUAAGAGAGUUUAGUGGUUUGUAUAAAAACCAGAAGAUAGAAGACGAUGGACCCGACUCUCAGGCUGACGUAGAAGGUGAAGAGAAAACAACAGAGAUCCAAAUAUCUGAUCCGCAGCAGCAGGAGGAGACACAGUCGACUGGACGUGUCUCAGAGAAAUCCAACGCUUUCUGUAUUCAGUGCUUUGCCAUCGACAAGAAGUAUGAAAUGAGAUCAGCGGACUGUAUUCCAUAUAUAUUCAACCUCUUCCCUGACCUGGACUUCUGCAUCAUCACUGUACCCACACUGUCCCCUGAGUUCCCGUUGCUGCAGAGCUUCCACAGAGUGACCCGCCUUCCCACCAGCUCGCUGCAAAAUGAACUCUACAUCUUCCACCGCGACGGGCUCGGGAACGUUGAGGUGAGGCAGGCCGUGGCUGCAGACCGAGCGGCUGUCUGUGACCUGGUGGAAGGUCUGAGACUGAGUGAGAUGCUGCUGCAGGAUCUGGACUUCUUCUACGAGACCCGCUGGGAUCUGAGCGGGGGGGCGCUGCAGGCCUUUGUGGCCCAGGUGAACGGUCAGGUGGUGGGGAUUCUGAUCCUCAGAGAUGAACAGGACAUCGAGUACAUUCGCGCCCGCUACAACAUCGAGAGCUUCAUCUACUUCAGCCACCACCGCUACGAGGAGCACGCUCAGAUCCGCCAUUUUGUCCUCAAACCCUCCUUCCAGCGUUUCUCCAAACACUUGUUUAAGGAGGUCCUCCGGCUGGCUCACAGAUCCUGCCUGUACCUCCGGAUCUACCCCUCCGACCACAGCCAGGAGAAUUCCUGCGUCCACCAUCUGGAUUGGGUCCUCGACUGUGCGGUCCCGGUCCGGCCGCGACGCCAGAUCAUCUACCCGCUGGAGGAGCUUGGCAUCAACGGCCCUUCCAGGCGGAUCACGGAGGACCAGGCACCGUUUGCUCUCAGCCUCAUCAGCAGGAAGUUAACCAUGGAGCCAAAGGUCACUGUUAACGCUCGGGUCGUGGUGGUGGGGGCGUCAGACACAGGUUUAUCUUUCCUGGAGGUUCUUUGUUUCUGCCCUCACCUGAAGUUCAACAACCUGACUCUCAUCUCCACGCACGGUUUUCCACACGACCGCAGCAACCACCAUGACGACGACGACGGCGUCGGAUUUCUCUCCACAAGUCAUGCAUACAGCCGCAGAGACCUGGCCCAGCUGCCUCUUCAGUCCUGCCUCACGGUGGUGACCGGGACGAUGGUGGGCAUCAACAGGAAGUCCAAGUACGUCCGCGUCUCCGACGGGAGGAAGGUGGCCUACGAUCACCUCAUCCUCUGUACGGGCCUGCAGUACCAGGUGCCCCUGAGUAAGCCGGUCACAAACAGCCAGCUGCAGAAUCAGACGGCUCCCCGAAGAUACACCGAGCUCGUCCCCUCCAACCUCUUCACCCUCAAUGACCUCCACGACUGCAGGGCCGCUCGCCGCUGGCUCACUGCCAACUUUGUGGAGCUGGAGGAGAACGCCAUCGUCUUUGGAAACACCAUCGACGUUUUCACCACCGUCGAGACUCUGCUCGGCCUCGGCGUUCAGGGAUCUCGUAUCCACCUUGUCCAUCCGCCGCUCGACCUCGGCGUCCCCUGCUUCAGCGAGCCUCCAGUUAAGAAGGCAGUUUACGCAUUCUUGGAGGAGGCCGAGGUCCGGGUCCAUCAUAACUGCGUGCUGGCUCAGAUGAACAAUGGAGAUCACCCUGAUCCUCUCACCUCCGUGUCGUUCACCACGGAUGCAGAGCCUCUCCAUCUGCAGUGCGGAGUUUUCAUGAAUCUCUCCAACAGAGGAGUCAGCUACGACGCCUUCAGAAGCAUCAACAGCUCCUUCCUGGUCUUUGACCGCAGACUCGUCAUAAACGCCGCUUUCCAAACCAGCGACUCAGCCAUUUUUGGUGCCGGACCUCUCACCAAAUUCUCCAGCCGCUACCACGCAGACGAGUGGUCGCACGCCAACUUUAACUCCAAGGAGGUGGGCCGGGACCUGGCGGCCAUGUUGCUGCCUCUGUUCGACCCAACGCUGGAGCCUGCAGACGAACAUCAGCCCGGAGAAGAUUGUCUGGUACCAAUUUACAAACAGGCCAAGAUCCAAGGUGGGACGCUGCCCGGAGGUAUUCACUACCUGCACUUUACAAAACCGUCUCCAGCUAGCCUGCCAGGUGCUCCUCUGAAAAACUUACAGGACAAAGGCAUCGCGACCGGACGAGCGGCGACAGGAGACUACUUUUGUUUACGCCUGGACUGCUACGAGCUGGUGGAGAAGCUCACCUGCUACUCCCUGAAGCCCCUCCCCGUCUCCAAUUACCUGAGUCUGUACGGGAAGCACCAGCAGCUGCUGGGCCAGCUGUCCACCUACUACUACAGGAGCCUGAUCCCCGACCUGUACAGUUUCUUCAGGCAGAGCUGGUCUCUGGCCGUUUAUCACGACAGAUUCUCCGACUUUGAGCAGGAGCUUCAGCAGAUCACCUCGACCAAGGUCGACGAGCUGAGACGGGCGGUGAACGACGACGACGACGACGACGACGUCAGCGUUCCUCCUGAGGAGAUUUUCAAAGACGCCGAGACUCGAGCGGCUCUGAGGAGCGGCGCUGUGAAGUAUCUCACCUACAACCGGAACCUGCUGCCAAUGUUCACCUACCCGGGACGUCUGUGACAUCACAAGCGCUGAAUAAAACUGAGCACAACACGUGUUGAAUCGUGAUGUCACUGCAUGCUUUUUCUUGAGUAGUUUUGUUUAUUUAGAAUGUGUUUGUGUGUCCCCUCUCGUCUGCCUUUUUUUGGCCGAUUCUACAUGUUGAAUCGGCGUCGGAGGUUUCAUGACUUCAGGUGAUGUCACUUGAGUCAGGAUCGGUUGGAGCCACAUUAGUGUUUACUUUCUUCUCUAAACUCACUCUCACUUAAAUAUAAGAACAUGUUUAAAAAAAAAGUUUACAUUUCUACUCAGAUGCUUCUGUUUUAAUUCCUCCUUCAUCAUGUGCCAACUGUAACUCUCCCCUCAGUGACUCUGCAGCAGCGUGACCAAUCACAGGGCUCGGUGUAGCGGCUGGAGAUGAAAGCUCUCCGAGGAGGAGGAGGUGGAGGAGGGUGUCACUCUACAGCUGUAUGUUAAUGAGGCUGAGCCUGUCGGGAAAAUAACCGCACACACACACACACACACACACACACACACACACACACACACACACACA
This is a messenger RNA of Labrus mixtus (cuckoo wrasse), 3978 nucleotides long. It is a transcript of the gene cfap61, whose product is annotated as cilia and flagella associated protein 61. Bases 3 to 3443 code for a protein of 1146 amino acids. The record is from RefSeq and is a predicted model, not a curated record. The transcript is spliced from 24 exons. NCBI's taxonomy places the organism in Eukaryota, Metazoa, Chordata, Actinopteri, Labriformes, Labridae. Gene Ontology annotation, molecular function: acyltransferase activity, transferring groups other than amino-acyl groups.